CAAUGGCGACGAUGCGGUCAGAGGUCAACACCCUUGGCACGCCAGCCUCACCAGACACAUGGAAACGGGACCUUUGAAAGAUUCUUGCGGCGCGACCCUCAUUUCCAAAAAGGUCCUCGUCACAGCUGCGCAUUGUCUUUUUGACGGAGAGGGAAGUCAAUUUGGAGCGAGACACGUGGACGUGACCCUUGGAAUGCACAACCGAUCAAAUUCGGAAGAGACUUGGCGACAGACAAUCAAGACUGCAAGUCUGGUAGUUCAUCCAGGCUAUGAUCACAGCAGGGGCGAUUUCAAGGAUGACAUUGCCCUGGUCAUCUUGAAAAACGAGGUCAACGUCAAUGAUUUUGAGCGGCCCAUUUGUCUCUGGAACUCUGGUUACGACUUGAACGAAAUCGCCAAUAAAUCCGUCACGGUGGUCGGCUGGGGCUACACUUUGGAUCACGAACAGCCACAAAUCCUGCAAAAAGCGAUUAUGAAAGUUGCUUCCUACGAAGAGUGUUUCGAGAGCAACAAACGCUUUUUCUCUCGGUUCAUGCGACCGACGAAAAACUUCUGCGCCGGGGACGUCCUCAAAAUUUGAUGAGUGCGUGCGUCGGUGACAGCGGCGGAGGAUUGACCUUUUACGACCGUGAUGACACCGAACGCCACUUUUUGCGCGGCGUCGUCAGCUCCAGUCCUGGCAAGAGAAUAAACGCGGAUUUCAUCACGUGCAACCCCAAGUUCUGCGCUCUUUACACGGACGCCACCAAUUACAUGGACUGGAUCGUCGAAAACACGCCUGACAUAAAUAUUUAGAUUUUAAUUAUUUGAAAUGAGAAAUUUAAUAUUUUUUCACUACUUUAAAUAUUUAUAUAUUAAUCAUUUAAAGCGACUUAAUGAAAGGAAUAUGGAAUUUUCAACAAAAUCAUUUGAUAAACCAGGAAAAAGGAUCCGAAUUCAAAUAUUAUUUCUUUGUAUUUUUCAUAUUAAAUUAUAUUCUUUAACAAUUUUGACGAUUUGGCAGGAAAUGUCUUGAAUAAAAAAACCAUUUUUAAUUCAAAAUUUCGAUCUAUGUAAUUGAGUUACAUGCGUUUUGCAAUAAUUGUUCUGAACAAAGCUACUCAUCAAAUUAUAUUUUUACAACUCCGCCUGGGAAUGAAAUGUUGAAACAAGUUACAAGGAUUUCCGUCAAGGUUCGCUCUGCUAGACAUAUAAUAUUAUAUUCCCUUGCGAAAAGACAGGACUUUAAUUAGGUACGUGACAUUUAUCAACCAAAAUACUUCUGAUAGGCUUUUAAUUAAAAACAUCCAAGAUUUGGCAUCAAUUUAAAAUGCAAAGCUUCCUUUUUUUUAAUGAAUAAAAGAAAGAAUGGUGAAAGAGGUACAAUAUAUAUUUAUACUGCAGUGUAUUUGUAUAAUUUGACGACACAUGAAGAGAGAAGAAUGCAAAAAUGUUUUGUAUUUGGUAAUUAUUUUGAAGGUGUAUUUAAUGCUUUUCGUUUUUUCCUCAAACCUUAGAAAUUACAGUUGCUUACGUCUAAAAUAUAUAUUUAUAUAAUUUUCAAUAAGACAGAGAAAAGUUCUUAUAUUUUCCUUUUUUUUCUUUAAUUAUAAUAAACAAUCUGUACUCGCGCGUGUAUAUAUUUACAAAAGAACUCUU
This is a messenger RNA of Neocloeon triangulifer, 1638 nucleotides long. Its product is annotated as serine protease gd-like. Lineage: Eukaryota; Metazoa; Arthropoda; Insecta; Ephemeroptera; Baetidae. Gene Ontology annotation, molecular function: serine-type endopeptidase activity. Gene Ontology annotation, biological process: proteolysis. Bases 59 to 580 code for a protein of 173 amino acids. The transcript has 5 exons. The record is from RefSeq and is a predicted model, not a curated record.